AUGACCUGCAACACCGUGGAUUCUUUCCUGUCCCCAGAGGGCACUGAAGAGACGACCUCUGAAGUAGACGCGAGCGGCCUCGGCUCUACAGUAGACGCGAGCGGCCUCGGCUCUACAGUAGACGCGAGCGGCCUCGGCUCUACAGUAGAUGCGAGCGGCCUCGGCUCUACAGUAGAUGCGAGCGGCCUCGGCUCUACAGUAGAUGCGAGCGGCCUCGGCUCUACAGUAGAUGCGAGCGGCCUCGGCUCUACAGUAGAUGCGAGCGGCCUCGGCUCUACAGUAGACGCGAGCGGCCUCGGCUCUACAGUAGAUGCGAGCGGCCUCGGCUCUACAGUAGAUGCGAGCGGCCUCGGCUCUACAGUAGACGCGAGCGGCCUCGGCUCUACAGUAGAUGCGAGCGGCCUCGGCUCUACAGUAGAUGCGAGCGACCUCGGCUCUACAGUAGACGCGAGCGGCCUCGGCUCUACAGUAGACGCGAGCGGCCUCGGCUCUACAGUAGACGCGAGCGGCCUCGGCUCUACAGUAGAUGCGAGCGGCCUCGGCUCUACAGUAGAUGCGAGCGGCCUCGGCUCUACAGUAGAUGCGAGCGGCCUCGGCUCUACAGUAGACGCGAGCGGCCUCGGCUCUACAGUAGACGCGAGCGGCCUCGGCUCUACAGUAGACGCGAGCGGCCUCGGCUCUACAGUAGAUGCGAGCGGCCUCGGCUCUACAGUAGACGCGAGCGGCCUCGGCUCUACAGUAGAUGCGAGCGGCCUCGGCUCUACAGUAGAUGCGAGCGGCCUCGGCUCUACAGUAGAUGCGAGCGGCCUCGGCUCUACAGUAGAUGCGAGCGGCCUCGGCUCUACAGUAGAUGCGAGCGGCCUCGGCUCUACAGUAGAUGCGAGCGGCCUCGGCUCUACAGUAGAUGCGAGCGGCCUCGGCUCUACAGUAGACGCGAGCGGCCUCGGCUCUACAGUAGACGCGAGCGGCCUCGGCUCUACAGUAGACGCGAGCGGCCUCGGCUCUACAGUAGACGCGAGCGGCCUCGGCUCUACAGUAGACGCGAGCGGCCUCGGCUCUACAGUAGACGCGAGCGGCCUCGGCUCUACAGUAGACGCGAGCGGCCUCGGCUCUACAGUAGACGCGAGCGGCCUCGGCUCUACAGUAGACGCGAGCGGCCUCGGCUCUACAGUAGACGCGAGCGGCCUCGGCUCUACAGUAGAUGCGAGCGGCCUCGGCUCUACAGUAGACGCGAGCGGCCUCGGCUCUACAGUAGACGCGAGCGGCCUCGGCUCUACAGUAGACGCGAGCGGCCUCGGCUCUACAGUAGACGCGAGCGGCCUCGGCUCUACAGUAGACGCGAGCGGCCUCGGCUCUACAGUAGACGCGAGCGGCCUCGGCUCUACAGUAGACGCGAGCGGCCUCGGCUCUACAGUAGACGCGAGCGGCCUCGGCUCUACAGUAGACGCGAGCGGCCUCGGCUCUACAGUAGACGCGAGCGGCCUCGGCUCUACAGUAGACGCGAGCGGCCUCGGCUCUACAGUAGACGCGAGCGGCCUCGGCUCUACAGUAGACGCGAGCGGCCUCGGCUCUACAGUAGAUGCGAGCGGCCUCGGCUCUACAGUAGAUGCGAGCGGCCUCGGCUCUACAGUAGAUGCGAGCGGCCUCGGCUCUACAGUAGAUGCGAGCGGCCUCGGCUCUACAGUAGAUGCGAAAGUGGAAAACUUCUAA
This is a messenger RNA of Procambarus clarkii (red swamp crayfish), 1710 nucleotides long. NCBI's taxonomy places the organism in Eukaryota, Metazoa, Arthropoda, Malacostraca, Decapoda, Cambaridae. The record is from RefSeq and is a predicted model, not a curated record.